CCUACUUUUGCCGUGUGGUGGUGAUUGUGGUGGAGGGGACCUCUCGAAGCAGUCAUAGAAGUACCAGGCUGUGAAGAACGCUGAAAGCCUCAGUGAAAAGGAGGCUUGUGCAGUCUGGGAAAAAGGAAUACAAGUAGCAUGAAGACUUUUGUAAGAAAUCUUCUUUCAGUACCUGUCAUGGAGUGAUCCUUGAAAGGUCAUCCCUUCUUCCUCAAGACCCACCUUGCUGUCUCUGCUACACACAGGCCUGGCCUUCCUUCCUUCCUUCCUGGCAGGUGCUUUCCCCUAGUUAGACAAUGGGGAGAGGUGAUGCCCAGGAUGGCCAGCUCCCUGAAAGAGUGAAGCCCCCAGAUGGUGGCUGGGGCUGGAUUGUGUUGCUGGGUUGUUUCAUCAUCACUGGCUUCUCCUAUGCCUUUCCAAAGGCGGUGAGCAUCUAUUUCAAGGAGCUGAUGCACGACUUCCACGUGGGCUACAGUGACACGGCAUGGAUCUCAUCCAUCAUGCUCGCCAUGCUGUAUGGAACAGGUCCUGUGAGCAGUAUUAUGGUGAAUCAGUUUGGGUGCCGGCCUGUGAUGCUUGUUGGUGGGCUCUUGGCUUCCUCUGGCAUGAUUCUAGCAUCCUUCACCACUAAUAUUAUUGAACUCUACUUGACAGCUGGCAUGCUGACAGGUUUGGGCAUGGCUCUGAACUUUCAGCCAUCUCUGAUCAUGUUAGGUGCCUAUUUUGACAAGCGUAGACCUCUGGCUAAUGGGCUUGCUGCAGCUGGGAGCCCAGUCUUCCUGUCAGCCCUCUCCCCAUUAGGUCAAGUCUUGCUGGAGAAGUUUGGCUGGAGAGGGGGAUUUCUUAUCAUGGGGGGGCUCCUACUCAACUGCUGUACAUGUGGGGCAGUCAUGAGACCCCUGGAGACCAGUAAGAAGACAAGAGAGAAAGCUCAUGACAAAUAUGAAGCCAAAGAAAUGCUGCCAAUGGGAGGGCAGGCGGAAGAGGCCAUCAGCACCACGGACAGUGCCAAGAAGUCAAAGAAAGCCAAGAAGAAAAAGAAACCCAAGAAAGGGAAGAAACUGUUAGAUUUCUCUAUCUUCAAAAACCGGAAUUUCGUCAUUUAUGCCAUUGCCAAGUUCAUCAUGGUUUUGGGUCUCUUUGUGCCCACCAUAUUGCUGGUCAACUAUGCCAAAGACAUAGGAGUGCCAGACACAGAAGCAGCUUUUCUGUUGUCCAUCAUUGGGUUCAUAGAUAUUUUUGCCCGUCCAUCCUGUGGUAUCCUUGCUGGAUUGAAGUGGGUCCGGCCUCAUGUCACCUACUUGUUCAGCUUUGCUAUGCUCUUCAAUGGACUGACAGAUAUCUUCAGUGCCAGGGCUAAUAAUUACACAUCCCUUGUCAUGUUUUGUGUCUUCUUUGGCAUCUCCUAUGGGAUGGUGGGGGCUCUACAAUUUGAAGUGCUCAUGGCCAUCAUUGGAUCUCAGAAGUUCUCCAGUGCCAUUGGGCUUGUCCUGCUAAUUGAAGCUUUUGCUGUGCUUAUUGGACCACCUUCUGCAGGACGACUAGUGGAUGCACUCAAGAAAUAUGAAGUUAUCUUCUAUCUUGCUGGCUCUGAGGUUGUAUUAUCUGCUCUCUUCCUGGCUAUUGCUUCCUACUGUUGCCUGAGCAGGGAGAAAAAGAAAACCUCACAACCAGAAGAUCCUCCUGCAGGUGGAGGUGGCAGUGAAACAGAAGAAGCAGAAUCAGAUAUACAGGAAGGGGAGGAUCAUCACCCUGGUGACAAUCGCCACCUGUCCCACAGCAUGAACAAUGCUGGGACUGAUGCAGUGAAUCACAUGGUGGAGAACCGGAAUGUGAAUGGAGCUGGGCGGCCAGAAGGAGAAGGUGAAGCCUUCAUACCAAGUGGCUGCAAUAUUGACCAUGCAGUGGAAAGAAAUAGUUUUUAGCUGCGUGCUUUUAUGAACAAAGACAAUAUCAUCCAAUCGAUGGGAACUGAUCUGAUUUAAAGAAAGUUGGUAUGUUUGGAUGGUGUGGAGAGAGAGAGAGA
This is a messenger RNA of Pogona vitticeps (central bearded dragon), 2026 nucleotides long. RefSeq names its product solute carrier family 16 member 8 (gene SLC16A8). Gene Ontology annotation, cellular component: basolateral plasma membrane. Gene Ontology annotation, molecular function: monocarboxylic acid transmembrane transporter activity. Lineage: Eukaryota; Metazoa; Chordata; Lepidosauria; Squamata; Agamidae. Gene Ontology annotation, biological process: transmembrane transport; monocarboxylic acid transport. The record is from RefSeq and is a predicted model, not a curated record.